AUGUCACAUGAUAAUCACCCUUUGAGGAGGGCUUUCUAUAAUUUAAACCGAUACCACCGCCCUGGACCCGAAUUAUGUAUUCUCAUUGAUGGGGCAUUCAUCAUUGAGUUGGUGAAUGAUGUUGUCAGGGGCGGGAUUUACCCGAGGGAUUUCGACCAGCAUACUGAAUUCCAUAAACACGCAUCGAGGCUUCCUUUUGAAUACGCCGUCGCACAUGAAUAUCGUUACCCAGGUAUCUAUGUUGGCUUGUCAAUUCGUAUCCCCAGGAAUGAUGAUCUUGAAUCUCCCGAGUUCCAUCUUAGCGACGUCCCCGGAGUUGUAUCGGUGAGUCCUGUCUACGAGGUGCCUCUGUCGGAUCCGGAUUUUCCUCGCCUUCGUUCAAUUGAUAACCCCCUCCGAUCAUAUUCGGACCCGCCAGCAAUGCCGGCAAUAUUGCCGAAAUCUGAUGGGGGUCUAUCUUCGACACUUGAAAUGGCUGGCGUUGAUAAGCUUCACCAGCUCGGUGUUAAGGGUAAAGGUGUAAAGAUAGGCAUCGUUGAUACUGGCGUCGAUUAUCGUCAUCCAGCACUAGGGGGUGGCUUCGGCCCUGGCUUUAAGGUGGCUGGGGGUUGGUCUUGGUUAGCCGAUAAUGGAACUGCGUUUGAGCACGACGAUCCGCUUAUUACGUGCUACGGCGGAGGACACGGUACUCAUGUUACGGGAAUUAUUGGUAUGGAACCUCUCCUGGAUGGAGAGAGAACAUUGAAUAUAUCUGGUGUUGCUCCGGAGGCGACAAUCUAUAUGUAUAGAGUAUUUGAUUGUUUGACUAACGGUGGGUCGACCGAUCGUAUUAUGGCAGCGAUGCUGCGGGCGCAGGCAGAUGGCGUUGAUAUCAUAAGCAUGUCUCUAGGUAUCCAAGAGUCGUGGCAAGACGGGACUGAUCCAUUAACAAAAGUCGCCUCGCGCCUUGUGGAUGCGGGCGUAGCAGUUAUCGUUUCUCAGGGGAAUGCUGGAUCCGGCAGCAAAUAUGACCCCCAACUUUACCGCACGUCGACGCCCGCUGAGCUGCCAAGCAUUAUAUCUGUUGGUUCAAUUGCAAAUGAAAAAUUCCCACUCGUAUAUACCUUUACAGAUUCCCAAGGUGCUACACUAUCAUAUGCGUCUCUAUGGCCCAUCGAAUUCCCUGAUGGCCUAGAGGUCUACAUGCUUGAAGAUGGCUGUUCUGGCACCAGCAAGUGGGACGAUGCCAUAACGCUUCUGGAGAAUAAUGGAAAGAUCAACAAUACGAUAAUUGCAUUUCCUAUCACUGGCAACUGCCGCGAUACUGGUGCUAGGAGUUGCUGCUCGAAGCGCAGUAUUCCUUAUAUAAUGGGACUCUAUACGAAUAUGUCAGACCCGUACGAUGUAGCCUACGAGAUACCUUCUUCAGGCUCCAUAGGUGAUGGUUUGGUUCAGUACGUAUCAGUGGGUUUCAAGGACAGCGCCACACUUUUGGCGAAUAUGAACGCCACUGGGCCCGAGAAAUAUAGGCUAUAUUUCAAUGACACCUCCUAUUCGAGCCCCGCACAGGUUGCGGGUGCUAAAAUGGACUACUACUCAGCCUUCGGACCUAUCUACUUGAAUUACGAUCUUAAACCCCAAAUAUCAGCACCUGGAGGCGAAAUACUUUCUACCUGGCCUCUUGGAGAGCAAGGUUACUACUCCCUUCUAUCAGGCACGUCAAUGGCAGCCCCAUUCAUCAGCGGUUGUUACGCACUUGUCAAGUCUCAGUUCCCUGACCUGUCUGUCGCGGAAAUCCUUUCCCUCCUACAGUCAACUUCGAGGCCUAUGAAAUGGGUAUAUAACGAUACCAUGACCGCCGGGACCUUUCAACAGGGAGCUGGCUUGGUCAAUGCAUAUAACGCUAUCACAUAUCAGAGCCGCGUGUCUCCGGGCCAACUUCUCGUAACUGAUAACACACACACUACUUUUGGAGCAGUCAAUAUAACAAUUAAGAACCGUUCAAGUUCAACGAAGAAAUAUGAGUUAUCCCACGAAGGUGCUAGUUAUUCGGAACCUAACCCUCCUAAUAACCCCAUCUUCUCUCAGGAGAACCAGCUCCCGAUAUAUGGGUCCGCUGAGUUUGAGUCAUCAACCGUUGAAAUACCAGCAGGAGACUCUACAGUCGUAUCGUUUAGGAUCUUACCUCCUACAUCAGGUCUAAAGCCUGAACGACUACCAGUAUUUGGUGGCUUCAUAAAGGUGACCAGCGACGACGAAGAGUUUAGUGUGCCAUAUUCUGGCCCCCCUUACUCCUUAUACAACGCUCGGUAUAUCCACAUUAUAAAUACGAGCACGACCGUGCAGCCGCAAGUAUCGUAUAAGUUCCAAGACGACUGGAUUAUUAACAAAGGCAUACUGGAAGUUAAUUCUUCGAUGCCUUAUCGCUCACUCAUCGGCCGCGACCAGUUCACUCGUGGGUAUCGGAUUGAUCUCGUACCUGCCAAUAUUAGCAUAAAACCCGACUUCUACGGCUAUGAUCCGGCCGAAAAGUACGAGUACCGUUCCUCAGAGACGAUACCGCCGAUAUCAGUGUUUGGACUGCCAUCGUACGGCACUCUGGUGAAUUCUACCGAAUUGCUGUCUCCGUCUACCUUCAACUGGCCUCAAGGAACCGGGCUCAAGGCUACUCUGCCUAACGGAACAGAAUAUUCACCCGGCCUGGGAGAUUACCGUUGGCUUGCUAGCGUGCUACGUUGGGGUGGGGAUCCUGAUAAGUUGGAGGAUAACGAGACGUGGCUUUCAGGGGUUAUAAGGUUUGUAGGAGACGGGCCUAUAACAGAGCCUGUCUAG
Molecule: messenger RNA, 2811 nt
Organism: Daldinia vernicosa
Lineage: Eukaryota; Fungi; Ascomycota; Sordariomycetes; Xylariales; Hypoxylaceae
Product: subtilisin-like protein
Exons: 3
Coding region: 1-2811 (936 amino acids)
Biological process (GO): proteolysis
Cellular component (GO): cytosol; membrane; cell wall
Molecular function (GO): tripeptidyl-peptidase activity; serine-type endopeptidase activity
Source: RefSeq, a predicted model, not a curated record